CUGACAUCGAAAUUCGAAACUUCAGUCGAAUAUCGCGAACAGUGCUAAAAGUUAUGUCAGUGUGUUGCAGUUAACAAACUUUCCACGAAACCGCCAAAAAAAAAAACAAAAAAAUGAAUAAUUUUCGCGAAAAAAUGGCAGCGCACCUCUACGAAAAUUUGCCGUUGAAACGUUUGACAAGGAAUAACGAACUUGCUCGGGCAAGCAAAUUCGCUUUUCCUGAUGAGAAAUUAAAGAAAUUGAAAAGUCCUGAUAUGAAGGAUUCUUUAGAAGCGUUGUUGGAGAAGUCGAAAAGUCCCGAAAAAGUCGCCAAAAGAGAAUUUGGAAGUUCCGAGAACAUCAAAAGUAACGUUGAAAAAAAUUGUAAUCAGAAUGGUCAGAAGAAGGCUUCUACUUCUACUAUGGAUGAUGGUUAUGGAUCGUCCAAUAGUACACCGCAAGUUUCAGAAGAUCUUCACGUUCAAGUCGAAGAAGACGAACACGAAUCUUUCGUGUUGUCAACGAGUUCUAGUCAAGCGGCGGACGUCGAUCCUGAUUCGAUAACAGCCGGCCCGGACGACAACAGAGAAACUUGGGGAUCCAAUACCGAUUUUUUAUUGUCCAUUAUUGGGUUCGCUGUUGAUUUGGCGAACGUAUGGCGAUUCCCGUAUUUGUGUUAUCGAAAUGGAGGAGGUGCGUUUUUAAUACCAUAUACAUUAUUGUUAGUUUUUGGAGCAGUACCAUUGUUCUACAUGGAACUUAUAUUGGGCCAAUUUUAUAGACAAGGACCUAUUAGUUUAUGGAGAAUAUGCCCUUUAUUCAAAGGUGUAGGAUUUUGUGCAGUUUUAGUAUCAUUUUAUGUGUCUUUCUACUACAACGUCAUCCUCGCAUGGGCUCUCUAUUUCAUCGGCUCAAGUCUGUCGUCAAACUUGCCCUGGAUACACUGUAACAACACUUGGAACACAGACAGAUGUUGGGACAGCAUGAAUAUUAAUACCAGUGCAAAAUUGCUCAAUAUUACAAUAAACGAAACAUCAAAAACUAGGCAUACGCCCGCGUCGGAAUUUUUUAAGUAA
Messenger RNA from Psylliodes chrysocephalus, 1055 nucleotides. The record is from the annotation of a GenBank genome assembly. Lineage: Eukaryota; Metazoa; Arthropoda; Insecta; Coleoptera; Chrysomelidae.